UUUUUAUAAUACUGUGGCGGUUUGACAGCUCAACACCGUGCCUCUUGUAAGCUUUCUGAGAUCGCGUAUGUAAUAAUUUUAUUUUGUAAUAUCUUUUGAUAAACGUAUGAGAAAUAACAUGUAUUUCGUAGUAAAAUUAGAGUAUGUAGUUUCUUAGUUUAUACUUAAGUGCACUUACAGUGUUACAUAAAUAGUAGAGUGGUAAUUGAGUCGGCAAUCCAUGUCUACAACAAUACGUCAGUAAAUUAAUGUUGGCUGAUAGAUAAUGGAUGUGGAUACUCCUAACAUAUUGAAGAGGUGUAGUAGUGCACCUUUGAUCAAUGAGGCUGCAUCAACGACAGCAACUUCACCUACGACCAGUACUGCACCCAGGAGUACAUCAUUUUUCGGAAUGUUCUCCAAUAACAGCCUCCCUCGGACGCGUAGCAACAGCAUCAGUUGCAGCCCACUUUCAGCGGCUAUUAAUAUACCAAUAUUUCAGGGAUCGUGUGCGCGGCGAUUAACACCCCGAGUGAAUCAACUGCGUGCUGAAGAAUGUGCUGAUGUCAGCAAUCAGCGUGAAGUUGCGCACGAGCGUGAAGUGCACAGUGCAAUGCAAAUGGGACAGUCAUAUGAAGAUCUUACUCUUGUCGGUGGACCAGCGAAUUCACCUACACGGGUCCCAAGGUUUUCCACAGUGGUAUCCCCAUCGCCGCCCCGGAAAUACACGACUCGCCGCAGUUUAUCCCCGAACCCCAUCAGAGCGUCGAGUUUCAGCCCCAUCCGGCCCAAUGCACUCAUUGGCAAACGUCGCUGCGACGACGGGGAACAGUCGCUGUCGAAACGAAUGUGCACUGACCGGUUAACGCCUUCUACUCCCGGAACACCAGAUUCAGACUCCUCCGAGUGCACCUUCCGACCGGUCUCUCCCCGGGGGCAGCCGAUGAGUGAAUCGGAGCACACAAAUCAUAAAGCGAGCCCUAGCUAAUACCUAAUAGGACAAUGUAUGGUUUUAUUGGAAAGGUCUCUAUGGAAAGGUAGAACCAUAAAAUUCCGAUGGGUCGGUACUGUAGCUUUAGAAAUUUUGAUAGGACUCUGACAAGUGCAAUACUGGAAGCUCGACCUUGGAGAAAUUUUGGAGGCCUAAAUGGUUUGUGAACUUUCUGGUGCAUUUGAUGGUGAAUUGAAGUUGUAAGGGUUGUAAAUUUUGAUACAUUUAAAAAAAAUACUAAUAAUCUCCACUAAAUACAGGUCAGAAAUGUUGACUUGUAUGAGACUCCAAGCCAAAUUAGAUAUAUACUAUCCCAGUGUAAUUAAUUAACAGUUUUAAUGGUAGACGGCAAAUCAAAAGUCUUGGACUUUAACCCACAUCGCAUCAAUUCACCCCUCGUGGCGUUAAGUUCCUAAUAAAACGUAGUAGGAAUGUAAGCGAGUGCCCAUUUAUAGCCAAAGCAUCAAAAACUUUAUUGUAAAUAGUAUAUAAAGCUUGUACAUAGCGGUAGUGUUAAGUAUUAUAGCCAUUAUUUAAGUUUUUUUUUGGGCCAAUUCGCUCAUGUCAUCCCGCCUUUCAUUAUAAUAUGGCGCUUGUAAUAGAAAACAUUGGGCAGCUUUCGAAAAAAACUUGCCACACGCGUACGCGGUUCGUAUACGUGUAUACGUUUGGAAUACGCGUAUACGUAAACGUUUAUGUGUAGGAGUGAUAGCGUCUUGUAAGUAAAACUGGAUUGAAAACUAACCAGUGGCCGGCAAUUAUAUUUUAACGCUAUAUAAAAAAUUGAAAAUUAGACAAUAAAAUUAAUGUACUGGUGCAUAAGCAUUUAAAAUUGUAGUUAUUAAAAAUUCAAUGUUUUUGUCAAAUA
Molecule: messenger RNA, 1838 nt
Organism: Pieris napi
Lineage: Eukaryota; Metazoa; Arthropoda; Insecta; Lepidoptera; Pieridae
Exons: 5
Coding region: 266-967 (233 amino acids)
Molecular function (GO): protein serine/threonine phosphatase inhibitor activity
Source: RefSeq, a predicted model, not a curated record